AUGAAGCUGCUCGAACUUCUUUUUCUUAGUACAUCAAUUUACAUUUCCUUUGCUGGAUCACCAAGCUAUACUCCUAUUAAUAGCAUUAUAGAUGAAUCGACAUUGCAGUCAAUAGUUUCAUCAGGUCCUUGGAUAACAGAAUCGGUUUUGUCAAGCAAUAUUCAAGUAGAUAGCUCUACCAAUGAGUCGUCAACACAAUCUUUGACUUCAUCAAACCAUUCGAUAGAAGAAACAGCAUCACAAAGCAGUAUUCAAGUAAAUACUUCAAUUAAUGAAACUUCAUUGCAAUCUAUAUCUUCAUCACGCUCCUGGAUAAAUGAAACUGUCGAUACAAGACCUCUUUGCAUCACCUGCUACGUUUUAUUCAAGACAAAUGUUACCACAACUCGAAAUUGUAAUUCAAACAAGAAACUUAUUUGGGAACUUUGGUAUAAUGUCAGUAGCAUUCAACGUGGUGGAUAUUGCAUUGAUUUUGAAAGUUUGCAAAAUAUUGAAGAAAUUGAUUCUCAAAUUACUUCAGUAGUUGCAACUUCUCUCACAAUUACAAAUAGUUGGGGUUCAGGCUCUGGAGUUGGAACAGGUUUUGGUGGAAUAGGAGUAGGGGGAGGAGGAAGUGUUGGUUCUGGAAGCACAAAUGGAGGUGCAGUUAAUAAAUCAACUACAAUUUAUAAAUGGAGUAUAGGCCAAAAAAUUACAGUACAGACUGGUAUAUUACCUGAUUGUAUUCCAUGUCAUGACUUCCUUCAUCUCGCUCCUAAGUUAUCACCUUUCGAAUGUAAUCCUGGAAAUGCUAUGAAGAUUAAAGUUACUUAUGAAGUUUCUCCAGGUAAAGAGGAAAUGGGAUAUUGUGCUGGACAAAUAACAAUGAGUGAAAAAGAAUUAAGGAACAUCCAAAGUUUGUUUUGGACCGAAAAAACUCAGGAACCUAAAUGUGAAGAGUGUAGUGAUGUUUUAGCAUUAAGAGUAAAUGCGUCUAAGGAAUUUUGUGACAACGGAAAUGACGUUGAUUAUCGUGUUCAAUUUUAUGAUCGAAAUUGGAAUUUAACAUUUGAUGGCUUUUGUGUAUACAGUAGGACAAUAUGGAUUAAUUGGAAUAAAAUGAAUAAUUUGCUUUUUGCUCAAGUUUAUCGACUUAAUUUAAAACAAUAUUAUUACUGGAUAAGAGAUGAUGCAACUGAAAUAGAGAAAACAUCUUGUCAGCCAUGCGCUAAAUUGAUAUAUGAACAUAAAACUACAACAAAUGAAUGCAAGUCAAAUGGCAAGCCACUUUGGCAAGUAUGGUUCAAUACAACAUAUGAGUCAUAUGCAGGAUAUUGCAUCGAUUUCUUAGAGAUGGACUUAAACUUGAUUGCUGAUAACUAUAUUAUGUAUAUUUUGGCUACAAAUCAAUUAUCAACAUAUGAAUGGGUUAGAUCUGGAUCAGAAGUAAAAAAAGUUACCGAAAUCUAUCCACCAUGUGUGAACUGUAGUGAAGUUGUUAAUGGCGAUACACAUUUAUCAUCUUUCUAUUGCGAUCCUGGGAAUCAAACUAAAGUAAGAGUUUAUUUUACCGAUGCUGAGUAUAACAGAUUUGAAGGAUACUGUGCUGGAUUCUAUCAAAAUUAUACUGUUAACAAUACAAUAUACAAUCCAAAUCAUGCAGAAAUGUAUUACAUACAUAACACCUACACUUGGAAUGAAAAAUGUGUCAAUUGCUAUGAUGUUUUCGUGUCAGGUGCAAAUGUUUCAAGAUCAGAUUGCGAAAAAGGAAAUGAAACAGUUUUUAUAGCAAGUUAUUCAAAAAGACAGUAUACUGCACCUUACCAAAGUUAUGUUUACGGAUAUUGUGUUAAGUUCAAUCCUAACGAUUUUGAUGACUGGAACUUACAAGAAGAUAUAUUCCGUGCUUAUAUUGGUUUUCGUAAUUAUUCUCAGUAUUGGGAAAGGAAUGAUUGUGUGCACUGUUAUUCUGUUCUUGUUUCUGGAAGAGAAUUAUCUCCGAGAAAUUGUUUAAGUGGAACUGAGCAGCAAUGGCAUAUCUCAUAUUCGAUUCAAAACAUAGACUAUAAAGGAUAUUGCAAAGGCCUUGAAAUAGACAACUUAGAUUCCUGGGGCAUAACAGAUAAUAUUGAAAACUUAGUUGCUAAAAAUGGAACAGAAUCCUUUACUUGGCAAAGACCUAUAGCAAGUCCUGAAGAAUGUGUAUCUUGUUAUGAUGCUAUUGUUUACGGAUCCUCAUUGUCAACUCAAAAAUGUAAUGAUGGAAAUGAACAACGUUGGUUUGUUACUUAUACAGACUACAAUUCAAAGUACUAUGAAGGCUAUUGUAUAGGGAUUUAUCCAGGCAGUUUUUAUUAUUGGAAUAUAAACCCGAACAUAAUAAAUAUUCAUGUCAAUAAUGGAAUAGAGACUUACUAUUAUGAAAAUCCUACAUCGAGUGAAAGCUAUACACCAGAACCAUUACAAUGUGUAACAUGUUUUGAGAUUUUAUUAUAUAGAUCAAGCUUGAACCCAGAUUGUGAUCCUCAGGGACAGAUCUUAUGGGAUAUUUGGUUCAAUUCUACUGAUGCUUUUACUGAUGGUGGCUUUUGUGUUAAUUUCAUGGAAACAGAUUUCAAUGGUAUUGGAGAAGCUAUAACAUAUAUAAGAGCUUCAAAUGGAUCCUCAACUGUUGAAUGGUUUAAAUCAGAUCCAGAAAUCAAAGAAGUUACUAAACAAUUUCCACCAUGUGUAAGAUGUAGUGAUGUUGCUAACUCUAACAUUCCUUUUUCAUCUCUUGACUGUGAUUCUGGAUAUGAACGAAAAGUAAGAGCUUUAUACAAAAACAGCUUGGGUGAAGAACAUAUAGGAUAUUGUGUAGGAAUUGACAGCUACGACUAUUCAUUUGUAAACCUUACUAGUGUUACAUUGUAUGACAGGGAUCAUACUUAUUUUAUGCCUGAUUCUCAGAAUGCUACCUAA
This is a messenger RNA of Chironomus riparius, 2940 nucleotides long. NCBI's taxonomy places the organism in Eukaryota, Metazoa, Arthropoda, Insecta, Diptera, Chironomidae. The record is from the annotation of a GenBank genome assembly.